Eublepharis macularius is the source of this 526-nucleotide messenger RNA. Its product is annotated as C-type lectin LmsL-like. Bases 44 to 526 code for a protein of 160 amino acids. Gene Ontology annotation, molecular function: signaling receptor activity. The transcript is spliced from 6 exons. NCBI's taxonomy places the organism in Eukaryota, Metazoa, Chordata, Lepidosauria, Squamata, Eublepharidae. The record is from RefSeq and is a predicted model, not a curated record.
AUCUGCCUGCCCAGGUGAGCAACAUCUCAAGGUCAGCAAGAAGAUGACCCUCCUCAGCUACUUGAGCCUUGGUCUUCUUGGCCUCUUGGUCGCCAAUCCUUUCCUGGGAGUCAAGGCUGACAACUGUGCCAGAGAAUGGCUGAAUAUCCAAGGCAACUGCUAUGCUUAUUUUGAGACCAAGAAGACAUGGCAAGAGGCUGAGGUUGAAUGUCAGGGUUAUGGACGGGGGGCCCACCUUGCCUCCAUCCUCAGCUGGUCAGAGACCCUUCUGGUGUCCCAACACCUCCUGGAGUACCAGAGAGUCAUCAGCGAUGUGUGGAUUGGGUUCCACGAUGUCACUAAGAAAGGGAGAUGGAGGUGGGCUGACGGAGCCGUCUCCAACUACAGGCUCUGGAUGAAAAACCAGCCAGACAACGCCAGCAAAUCUGAGUACUGUGUGGAGCUGCGUCGUUCAACAGAUUUUAUUGAGUGGAACGAUGUGGAUUGCAAGAAAAAGAAUGCCUUCAUCUGCAAGCAUGAACUCUAG